ACUGUCCCACUGUCACAUCAUCACGUGUGUGAGGGAUCUCUCUUAGACUCAUUAAGCCCUUUGUUAACACAAUUUAACAAAAAGAACAUUAUUAAGGCUGACAUGGAGACGUGAAGUAUUUGACGGCAUCGUUUUCGAGACGCCACGCUGUUAUUGGACGCCUCAGUGUAACAUGAAACUUGAAUAACCUCUCAGCUGUGUCAAAGUAACGCCAUGAACACGACUCGCCUGCUGCAGUUUACGCUCCAUGUCACACUCAGCAGAUGAUUUGCAAUAUGCAAAAGCCUCCGAAGUCCUGCAUCUUUUUAGCGUAUGAAUCAAUGCACACAAACUCACACUGUAGGACAUACGUGUCAGAGCAGACAGCAGAUAUCCCUGAUCCUGAAGGACACACAGUAACAGCGUCGGCGUCAUGGAGUCGUCCAUGAAGACAAACAUGUUCGUCCAUUUAUUCUCCAACUCCUCCGUCGAUCAUCUUCAAACCCGAGGAUGCAAAUUGGUCUUUGCGUCCUUCUUCGCCUGCUCCGUCCUCUUCCUCCUUCCUCUCUGUAUCCACGUCUUGUGUGUGGGCUCCCAGCGGUGGAGGAAGCAGCGCUCCAACCCUACAGCGGAGAUGAUAAGCCACUCUGACAUCAUCACGUUCAACAUGGUCGGCGUGGAGCUGGUCGCCGUCUCGGGGAUGUCCCUCUACUGUUACGGCUCCUUCUCUGAUCGCCUGACUCUGCUGAUUGUGGGGUUUUACAUUUUGUCCAUCAUCGCACCUGGACAGACUCUGUUUCACGCCCUCACCUGUGUGGAGCGCUACCUGGCCGUCGUUCACCCCGUCACCUACAUGGGGCUGAAGCAGUCCGGCGGGGUCCGGAUUAGAAACGUCAGCAUCGGGGGCGUUUGGAUGAUCUGCUUUGCUUCGCUUAUCGUAGCACAGACCGUUUGGGCGGCUUUCGUCUUGAAUCUCAUCACCAUGCUCCUCUCCUCCGCCGUCGUCUGUUUCUGCAGUCUCUCCGUUCUUCAUGUUUUGAUUCAUCCAGGGCCGAGGGAAGGGGUUGACCCGGCAAGGCAGAGGGCUUUCCACACCAUCCUGGCCAUAACGGGAGUUCUUCUGCUGAGGUCUUUCCUUAUUUUGGUUUAUUUUAUACUGAAUGUUUUAUCAGCAAUAAGCACGAGUGAUGAUUGUUUCAUGACAUGGUCUGCUGCCUGGCUCUCUCUGCCAAGCAGUCUAGUGCUCCCUCUGCUGUUCCUGCACAGAGCAGGGAAACUGCCAGGCUGCAAGCAGAGGACUGGAACAGGCUGAGGUGUAAGCAGUGAACAGAAAGGAUAGAGAAGAGUUCUCAAACACGUUCAACUAAGACAGGACCGACUGAUUCGUGUUGGUGGUUAAUAGAGCAUCGUGGGCUGUUGUCACUGUUUCCUCGUCAUGAGUUCAUCUUGUUUAGUUCUGUGUUUCAUGCCUUGGUUCCUCCCUAGUUAUAGGUUAUCCUAUGUCUUCCUCUUGUAUUAGUGAUCCAUGUCUUGUGUGUUUUAUUCAAUUCAAAAUAUGAGGCUGACUCACUGGAAACAAAAUCUACCUACAGGUACAAAUAA
Molecule: messenger RNA, 1581 nt
Organism: Notolabrus celidotus (New Zealand spotty)
Lineage: Eukaryota; Metazoa; Chordata; Actinopteri; Labriformes; Labridae
Exons: 2
Coding region: 413-1291 (292 amino acids)
Source: RefSeq, a predicted model, not a curated record